GGACGCAGCACGUGCGACCGGUCGGCGCAUUUACCAGCAUUUACGCGGCGGACGUGAACGUGCGCGUAUCGUGCCUCAGUUUUCUUUUCUGUUUCCCGCGGAACACGGAAGUUCGCUUUACCGAUCGAGGGUCAAGCACUAGCCACCGGGCGAUUCGAACUUCUCGGAGCUUUAGGCCUUCAGGAGAGAGCUUUCAGUCCCGCGAAAUCUAUCGGCGGCACGACACGCUCGCCGGUGUACGGGUGUCUACUAUCGAUCCCGCUUGUCCCGAUUUCCUGCGCGUUCAUUGGCGUCUCGGUUGCUAACAGUGCGUCGUAUGGUAGAAGAGUGCGGGCUCCGGUUCGAUUAGUGCUGUGCCUCUACGCUCAAGAUUAUUUUGUGCAAUUCUCUCUACCUCCGAGUUCCGCCUGAGUGAUUUGUCCUCGGUACCAACGGAGGUUACACGCUGCUCUUUCCUAUCGGGGACACAUGCGAUCAUUUGUCGCGCGUCGCGUCCACGCGAUAUCUUCGUAAUUACUUCUGUGUUUGUCGUCUCGUUUCGUGGGUGGAUACAUCGAAAACACAUUUCAUGGGACACAGCGUGACAUGCAAGUGUUUGGAGGAAAUGUGAAACAGAUCUUAAUGAACCGGCUGUGUGGAAGUCGUAUGCGGAACGUAUCGGUCUGCCGGGAUCCUUGGAAGACAAUGGAUCUCCGAGGAGAGAUCGCGUUCGCGUUCUUCUGAUACCUCUUAUCCAUGGGCGAACUGUACGACGAACGUCUGUCCGGAACGGCACUAGGAACGAUCGAGCAAACUUUUUAGGAUCAUGGAAUUCUACGACGUGGGAAGCAGCGACCUUAGGGAGUUGUGGGAGUCCUAUCUCUCCGAUCCGGGUCUCAGUCAGGAUGUUUUGACCAUGAAAGAAGAGGAAUGGAGCAACGGGUUGAGCGUGCGAGACAAAUCGUCGAUUGGAGUGGUGCUGAGGGAUCGUUUGAUGACGGACGCCGCUCUUGGAGGUCCGCGACCGAUCAAGUCCGAGCACAAUUACAGUCUUUUGGCGUCGAGUCCGCCGCCCAGUCCGGCGACACCCGGUGCAAACCCCCACACACCAAAUUCCGGAUCUUGUGCCGAUAGAGUCGGCGCUUCCGCCGUUAGUUCCUCCAUUAAUUCCACCAACCUGGACCACCACAAAUCGCUGGACAUUCGAAGUAGAAUAGAUGACAUGGAGGAGGAGUGCUUCCCGGUGAUCUCGAUGAACACCGCGUCGGGACGCGACGAACUGUCCUCGUCGUCGUCCACGUCGUCUACCUCAACAAUAAUCCUAAGGAGAAGCAACAACCUAGUACCUGAAGCUGUGGAGUGCGUCGAGAUCAAAGGAGAACCGCUCAGUGCGCCCAACAGCCCUUCCGAGCCUUGUCAGACGACGAUAGUCGACGACAAGAACACGAUAACUAUGGUGUUCCCUCAAGGACUUCACUUUUCGAAGAACCACCUGUCGCAGACCAGCGACAGUGAGGAGGAUGACGAAGAAUAUUAUCAGAAUAUGGAGGUGGAAGAGUACAACGGGGAGGCGGUGGACGAGAAACAGACGGAUCUACGCGCGUCCAGACAGGGUCUUCCGCCGACGCCGCCGAGUAGCGCGAGUUCUGACAGCGAGGGCACCGCUUCCGCUUCCUGCUCGCCGGAACGCCGAGAUUCCCAGAGCUCCGCGCACGUACAGAAUCUCAGGGGUUUGCUUACGCCCAGGCUUUACGUCACGAACAACACCCACACCACCAGACAGCCGAUACACACGCCCUUGAUCUCCUGUCAACCGAAAGGCUCGACGGGAGUGUUGACGUUGACGGAGGAAGAAAAGAGGACACUGAUUGCGGAGGGAUACCCCGUGCCCACGAAACUUCCAUUGACGAAGCAGGAGGAAAAAUCCUUGAAGAAAGUCCGCAGGAAAAUAAAAAAUAAGAUAUCGGCCCAGGAGUCUCGGCGGAAGAAGAAAGAGUACAUGGACGGGUUAGAGCGACGCGUCACUAUGCUCACCAACGAGAAUUCUUCCUACAGGGACAGGCUAACAGCCCUCGAGGACACGAAUCGCGAGCUGUUGAAAGAACUCCAACGUCUCCAGGCGCUUCUCCAGCUUCAAGGCUCGUAGAGUGAAUUUCCAAAGCCGUGUGCAAAGCGAAACACGCAGCUGCCGUCAUCCAAAGGGUGAUACCUUGAAGACUUUUCACCCUGAAGACAGGUGGUCGAUUGGGUCUCUCGAUUCGAGGCCAGACGUGUUCCUGAUCGUCGAAUUACGAGUGCUUUUUGUCUUGCAGUUUUUCUUGACUCUGAUAAUAAUUUAUAGCCACUCGAAAGAAACGGCGAUAUUUCUUCGCGUCAUUGACUCUUUCACAGCGUAGGAGGAUUAACAGACAUUUUAGAAUAGUGCAAUUUAAAAUUCAUUUUAUUCCUUACCAUGUGAAAGGGUAAUCCGAUGGGGAUUGAAUUAUCAAACGAGACGAAGGAUCGAUGUAGCCUGCCGGCUAUUUUCCAGGGAACAGUGCAAUUCCUUUACAUUCCCGUAAAGUCUUCCUCGUGCAAGCGGAUCGAGUAAGUAUCGUGCGAACGUAAUUUAAAAGAAUAUUCCUUCUUGAUCGCGUCUUCCUAAUUUCCGUUCGACGAAAAUCGGAGAGAGAGGGGUUAAUCCAGCCGGGAGUGCCUUGAUUCGUUAAUUUCGAUGCUUCCUCGACCUUUCCUUUUCCACUCAACGUGUUUCUUUAAUAUAAUCGAAAACGAUAGACGGCUAUUAUGAAUAAUAGUGCCUAAUUUACGUAGGUGAUAAAAUUGAAACGAGAAUGAUCGAUUCUCGGUUGAACAUCGAAGACAUAUUAAUCGCAAAGCCCUGAUUCGUAACGUUGUUUGAUAUUAUUAUACAAUAUAUGUAUUAUAAACGGAACAAAGAUGAAGCAACAUCGAAUUUUAUCUUUCAUUUUUCAAAGAUAGAUUAACGUGAGUUUUGAUAGGAUCAGAAUAGCUGUUUCAAUUGAAAUAUUUUACCAAGUAUGGAAAGUGUCAAUCAUGGUGUUCAAGAAUAGAAAUAGAGAGAAUGUAUUUAAGAGUACAGUCUUAUUUAUCUAUGUCCGAAGGUCAUACUUCGAUUUUCGUCCAAGAGAGUAAGAAAAACGAAUGAUAGCUUAAAUUAGUAAAACGACGUACAAUUCGACGAUUGUCUAUCGCGUUAAUUAUACAAACGAAUGAUUAGCAACGGAUAGCGAGUAGAGAUCCAUAGUUAAUUAAGUGGAGAUGUUUUAUUCAGAAUCCGAUAAUCGUGUGCGAAAAAUAUUCUAUAUAUAUAUAUAUUAUAUACACGUGUUUAGAAAUUUUAAUUCUUAGUUUAAGCGAAAUUAUAGAUUCGUUUCACGAGCACCCACACGUUUUCGGGUUCGCUCGUAGCUUGAGGGAAGAACGUGUGCAAUGUCGACGACUUUGAUAGGUACAAAUAACAUCGGUGAUAAUUAGGAUCGUUAGACUGCGAAUUGUAUGCAAUUUAUAGAAGAAUUUUAUUUUAUCAAGAAAUAUACCAAAUGCAUUGAAUAUACAAAAACAUACAAUAUGUUUAUUAGUGUUUUUGCAAAAGAAAUCCGUAAUCUGUUGUAUUUGUUUUGCACAAAAAUCCGCAGUCUAAUAAUUCUGCAAGUUGAAGUUAAAAGAAUCGACGGAUGUGAUUCAAGAAAUAUUCAUCUCGAACCAUUCACUGCAUUAACGGAAUUAUAUUCACCACGUUAAUUCUCUUUAAACAAAAUCAUUCGCCUUAAUGAAACAAUUCAUGCUACUUUUUAAUGAAAUUUUAUAAUCAUGUAACACGUCGAAUACAGUCUUAGUGAUCGAAGAUACGAGUGAAAGCGUUUCGUUUCCAAAAGAAACGAUAGGAGGAUCGGUUGAAAAAUUUUGGGAAAUGAUGUAGUGGUUUCUGUAUGUUUUACUUGGCUAUUUAAAGCUCAAAGAUCAGAAGACGAAACUUCGCCGUCUGGGAGUUUCUAUUUUUAUACGGACUUCACUGAAUCGCUUUGAACAAUAACAAACAGUAAAAGUUGUGUUUAAAAUAUGGAAAACUUUCACGGAUUAAAUUUAAUUAUAAUUAUACUUUCGUUCAAGUUUUUAUAAUAGAAAGUUUGCGAUGAGGCAUCUCGUCUUCUGUGAACAGGUUGAAACAACAACAAACAGGCUAUAGGGUAAAAGCUGUGUUUGUACCAUGGAAACUUUUACAAUUAUACUUUCGUUCGAGUUUCUAUAAUAGAAAUGGAACAUCCUGUAAGGCAAAAUUUAUAUCUUUCUUUGAAACAGGCAUCGGACGUGGAAUUAAACGUGCUAAGUUAAUAAAUGUUAAAAAAACGGAGAUAGUUUUAGAUAGAUUAAUCACAGGGACCAGUACGAAUUUAACGGCGUGGCUCCCAUUCCUUCACGAUCGCGGAUCUUCUUGCGAAUUUCCAGUACGUAAAGUCAGAAUUUUGAGAAUGACAAAUGUUUACGGAGUUUGAAGUCCAUCCAGAAAUUCGCGCGAAGAGCUCUUCGAUUUUUAAACAACAAUCCUGUUAUGUAGAAAAUGAUUAAUGUCGUGUACAAAAUGCCAAUUAAACGCAGUUUUACCGAGAAUAAAAAAAUAUAUAAAGAAAGAUAAUUUAAUAUAUUCUAUAAACGAAGCUUUAUAUAAAUGGUUAUAUAUACAC
Ceratina calcarata is the source of this 4682-nucleotide messenger RNA. It is a transcript of the gene CrebA, whose product is annotated as Cyclic-AMP response element binding protein A. Lineage: Eukaryota; Metazoa; Arthropoda; Insecta; Hymenoptera; Apidae. Gene Ontology annotation, molecular function: cAMP response element binding; DNA-binding transcription factor activity, RNA polymerase II-specific. The transcript is spliced from 8 exons. Bases 806 to 2125 code for a protein of 439 amino acids. The record is from RefSeq and is a predicted model, not a curated record. Gene Ontology annotation, biological process: regulation of transcription by RNA polymerase II.